This is a messenger RNA of Aphidius gifuensis, 5192 nucleotides long. RefSeq names its product histone-lysine N-methyltransferase, H3 lysine-79 specific (gene toc). The transcript is spliced from 8 exons. NCBI's taxonomy places the organism in Eukaryota, Metazoa, Arthropoda, Insecta, Hymenoptera, Braconidae. The coding region runs from base 391 to 4350 and encodes 1319 amino acids. The record is from RefSeq and is a predicted model, not a curated record.
AAAAAUAAAAACAACAAAUAGUAUAUCUAUCUACAUAUAAAAAUAAAAAAAAAAUUAUUUUUCCCCCACUGAUGUAAAAGAUAACGACGCUCCCGAUGACUGCGCCGUUGAUCAAUAAAGUUGAGCUUGUUGGGUUGAACAACGCCGGUCAAAUUUCUUGCAUACCCUGAAUAUUGGAAUAGCAACCACCCUGUUAACUUCUCAGUGGAUUAAUAUAUUAUAAAUUUAAUAAUUAAAUAAAUUAUUAAUUUUAAAUAGUGUUUAUUAUGUAAAUAAUUAAGUGCAGUAAAUUUAAAGUGACAUUUAAAAACAAAUUCAUAAAAAUAGCUAGGACGUGUGUCCUACAGGGCUCUUUAUACUCCCACAAGAUAUUGAUCAUCUUCUGUAGAAAUGGCGAAAAAUACUGCUGAAAGUAGAAUUCCUGUAUCACGAGUUCUACGUCCUUCAUUUCUUCCAAAACCAAAAACACCAACUGGUUUGAUAAAUCGUAGAUCAACUGUUGUAUCAUCAUCAUCAUCAUCAUCAUCAGGAUGUAUGGCAUUGACAGAUUCUCUUGGAGAUGUCAAUUGUCGAACACCUGUAAGAGGACGUGUUCCACCAUUGUGUGCUUCCACACCAACUGAUGAGAAUAAUGUAAUAAAAAGAGAUGUUAUAUCAUCAAAUUGGAAUAUAAAUAAUAAUCAGUAUGAUUGUAUUAAUAAAUCAAGAAUUGAUGAUAAAUUAUUUGGUACAUUUCAAGGUACACUUGGUAUACUUGAUGACAUUGGUGAUUCUUGUUUAAUUGAUUCAACAAUAUUUAAUGAUACAAUUAAUAAUAUUAAUUGUACACAUAAUACAGGACAACAACAAAAUUAUUUAACAUUAAUAAAACAAAACUCGUUUGAACAUGACGAGAGUCUUGGAAUAUUGACACCUGAUCAAAUGACUGAUUUUACAGUUGCAUUGGGCGGUUCCCGUACUCCCUCAUAUGAAAAUUUAACGGGUUCAAAAUUAGCUAUUGUUACUGGUGCUGCUGCUGCAACAACAACAACAACAACAACAACAACAUCAUCAUCACGUUUAUCAAGACCAACAAAUGUACAAUUUAUUGGUGAUGAUGAUUUAUUAUGUGAAAGAUCACCAUCACUUGAAGAAUUACCACUUGAUCCAAAACCAUUGAAUAAUAAAUUAUCAAUUAAUCAAACAACAAAUACAAUAACAACAAUAACAACAACACCAUCAACAUCAACAAUAAUUAAUACAAUUUUACCAUUAACAAAUAUAUUAAAUGCAUCAACAUCAUUAUUACCAAUGAGUUUUGUUACAUCUGUAACAAGUAUAACAAGUCUUGAAGCUGGUUAUCAAGGUGACGGUGAAAAUUCAAGACCAGCAUCACGUGGACCAGAUACAUCAUCAUCAGUACAAACAGUAUCAGCAAAUUGUAAAAAUUGUCAUUUACAAGAUCCAAUGACUGAUUCUGAUUUUUUUACUGAAAGUGACGCUGAUGCACAUGAAGAUAUUGUUAGAGGUGAUCGUCGUGCACAAAUUAUUGAUGGUACAUUAUUUUGUCCACCAACUGGACGUCAAUAUCAAAAUUUUGUUACUGAAGAAAUGGAUUCAAGUGGUAUUUAUUCUGAUCUUGAUAAAAAACAAGAUGAAAUAAUUAAUGAUAAUAAUUUACUUGAUGCUGAUGCUAUUAUUAAUAAUAAUAUUAAUAAUGAUAAUGAUAAUAUCAAUAUUAUUAAUAAUGAUAUUAUUGAAUUAAAUGAUAAUAAAUAUAUUAAACAAGAUGGACAAUUACCAGUAACAGCUGAAACAACAUCAUCAUCAUUAUCAUCCAUCAAGGAUUAUUUACAAGCACCAAUUAAAUCACUUGAAGCAUCAACAAAUUCAAGUAUUGAAUCUAUUCUUGUUAAAAAUAAUAAUAAUUCAGAUAAUAAUAAUAUAAAAAUUGAAAAUAAAAUAAUUAAUAAUAAUGAAUUGCCAAAUAAAAGUGAAAUAUCAUCAUUUAAAAAAUAUAAAAUGCCAAAAAAAUAUGUUGCAUCAAAAAUAAAAGCAAUGAUUGAAUCAAAUAAUAAAGAUGAAUCAACAAAAGAACAACGUAGAAUUGUUAGAACACCACGUAAACCAGGUCGUUGGACAGAAGUUGUUAAAAAAAUUGAAGCUGGUAAAUCAGAACAAAGAUUAAGACCACAAAGAAAAGAUGUUAAAUCAAGAAUAAUGCAAAAUAUAAUAACAACAUCAUCAUCAUCAUCAUCGUCAUCAUCAACAACUCCAUUAACAACAACAAUUGUAUCUGUUAAAAAAACAUCAUCAUCAAGAAACACUAAUAAUUCCGAUGGAAAUAAAGACAAAAGGACAAUGAGAAGUUCCAACAAUAAUCAAACAAUUCAAGAAACAGCACAAAGCUCAAUGAGUGAUAUUAGCAGUGUAACAGCUAAAAAUACAGUACAAAAAAGAUCACCACAAUCAUCAAAUCAACAGCGAAGAUUAACAAAUGGUCGUAAUAAUACAACACUUAAAUCACGUGGAACAAUUAAUGAUGCCAAAAAACCUUGUCCACUUGAUUUUACACCAAUUACUCUUGAUAAGAGUCCGACACCAAUACGAAAAUCUACACCAACAAAACGAUCAGUCAAUAAUAAUAAUAAUCAAAACUCAUUAUCGACAAGUGUAUCAGCGUCACCUGGAAAAGAACGUGUUAGACGAGAAUCUCAUUCAAGCUCUCCUCUUGCAUUAUUGAAAAAUGAUACGCAUGAAAAAUCAGCACAAACAGAAUCAUCAAAAAAAGAUGUUCAAUCAUCUGAAAAUAUUAUUCAGGCACUUUGUUUAACCAUUCAGUAUUUAAAUAAUCAACUUGAAGAAUAUUCAUUAAAUGCUCAACAUGAAAUAAAAAUAAUAAAAAAAAAAUUAUUAAAUGAUUAUGAAGCAGAACGUAAAAUUGAAAAUAAAAAAACCCAAGAAUUAAUGAUAAAUUUAGAAUUAAAUUAUAAAGAAAAAAUUGAAAUACUUGAAAGUAAAAUUAAUAAUGAAAAAAAUGAAUUUGAAAUACAGCUUAAUUUAACAAAAAAAAAUUUACAUGAUGAAUAUGAUAAUAUAAUAAAACAAUUAAAUAUAAAACAUGAAAAUGAUUUAAAAAAAAAAGAUGAAAAUAUAAAUAUUAAUAAUAAUAUAUUAACUGAAUAUAAUCCAUUAUUAAAUGAUGAAUUAACAAUAAUAAAAGAUAAAUAUAAUAAAUUAAAAUAUUGUAUAAAACCAAUAUGGAAAAUGAAAAAUAAUAUAAAUGAAAAACUAAAAAAUGAUAUUAUUGAAUUAAAAAAACAAAUACAAGAUAAAAAAUUAUUACAAAAAAAAAUUACAGAAUUAAAUACACAAAUAUCUGAAUUAAAAAAAUCAAAUAAUUUAUAUAAUAAUGAUAAUUCUGAUAUAACUGAUGUUAAUGAUAAUCAAUCAGCAACAUUACAUGCUGAAGUAUGGUCAUUACGUUCAGUAUUAGAAUUACAAAGUCAAAAAAAUUCAUCAAUGAGAAGUGAAAUUGAUAUAUUACGUCGUGAUGUUGAGGGUAAAGAAUUAUUAGAACAACGUAUUGAAACACUUGAAGCAAGAUGUGAAGAUUUAAAAGCUCAAUUACAAUGUAAAGAAUCAUAUGAAAGACAAAUAUCACAUCAAAAUGAAAUAUUGCUAGGUUCAUUUCAUGAUGUAUCAAAACAUAAUAAAAGAUUAACACAAAGAGUUGAAGAACUACAAUGGAGAUUACGUCAAAAAAAUGAAGUUGUUAAUGUAUUGGCAAAUCAAUUAUCAGUACCACCACAACGUUUAUCAAGAUCACUUGGUCCAGAACAUAUAGAUCAUUCAUUAGUACAAGAUAAAAAUAAUCAACAACCAACAUCAAGUUCAAUGAUUAAAUUUAUGGUACAAAAAGGUGAUUCAGUAUCAUGGACACUAGAAAUUGAUGAUACAUCUGAUCCAUUACCAAAUAAUGAUAAUGAUAAUAAUAGAAAUGUUACAAGACAUAAUUCAUUUAGAAAAACACCACGUAAAAAAAUUGAUAUACGUACUAGAUCAAAAAGUGUAUCAACAAGUGAUAAUAUUAAUAAUAAAGAUAACAAUUGGUCACCAAAUUAUAAUUCAACACCAAUAACAACAAGAAAUCGUCAACAAAAUGAUAAUAAAAAAACAAUUAAUAAUGAUAAAAAUAAUAAUGAUAAUAAUAAUAAUAAUAAUAAUUCUGCAUUAAUGCCACAAGAAGCUGGUGGUGAAGCUAUGAUAUCAGAAGAAACAUCAGCAACAAGUAGUGAAGAUGAAUCAUCAGCAAGUAGUGAUAUUUCAAGAUUAGCCAUGGAUUUUGAAUGGAGUAAUUCAGUUGAAUAAGUCAUUUUUGUUUAUAUUAUUUAAAUAAUACAACAACAAAAUCAUUAAAUAUAUUAUUUAUCAUCUUUAAAAAAAAAAUUGUACAAAAUAAUUUUAGUCUCAAUUUCAAUAUCAUCAUUAUUUUUUGUUUGUUUUUUUUUUUUGUUUUAAUUUUAAUAUAAAUUUUAUUCAUAAUUUAAUUACUUUCAGUAAAAUAUAUAUUUUAAUUUAAAAUUUUUGAUUUAUUUUUUUAUUAUCAUAUUUGUAAAUAUAUUUAAUUUAAUUUUAAAUUUAAAAAAAAAAAAAAACACAAAGUUAUUAUAUAUUUUUCAUCGUUGUUUGGGGUUUUUCGAAUAUUGUUUAAAUCAAUAAAUUAUAUUAUUUCAAUAAAAAAAAAAAAUGAUUCAAAAUAUACGAUUUAAAAAAAAAAAAAAAAAAAAAUAGAUCUAUUUCACAAGAUACUUGUAUUGGAUCAUACAUCCGUCAGAAUAAUAAUAAAACAAUAUCAAAAUUUUUAAGAUGCGAUGAAAAAAAAACAAAUUAUAACUAUAAUCAUAAUAAUAAUAAGAAUACAUGUCAGAAAAAGGUAAAUGAUAUCAUCACCCUAAAAUAUGUAUACAUUUUUUAUCAUUCAAAUAAUUUUUUUUUUCCUUUUUUUCACGUGAUAAUUAAUUAUUGUAAUAUCCCAUUUUUAAAAUUCAUAUAUAUACAUCGUCAAAUGUCCAUUGAAUAUAUAUAUAGUCAUUAAUUUAAAAAAAAAAAAAGUGAUUAAUAAAAAAAUACAAAAAAUAAAUUAUUAAAAAUCAAAUAAAAAAAUUAUCAUACGUCAAAAAAAUAAAAAUAAAAAAUAUUUUAGUUUUUAA